This is a messenger RNA of Girardinichthys multiradiatus, 3391 nucleotides long. It is a transcript of the gene pcsk7, whose product is annotated as proprotein convertase subtilisin/kexin type 7. The record is from RefSeq and is a predicted model, not a curated record. Gene Ontology annotation, biological process: protein processing. Gene Ontology annotation, molecular function: serine-type endopeptidase activity. Gene Ontology annotation, cellular component: trans-Golgi network; Golgi membrane. NCBI's taxonomy places the organism in Eukaryota, Metazoa, Chordata, Actinopteri, Cyprinodontiformes, Goodeidae. The transcript has 17 exons. The coding region runs from base 209 to 2512 and encodes 767 amino acids.
CCAAUCAAAGACCACGAUGAUAAUUGCGCAGUCUGUAUGACGUAUUACGUAUGAACGAGGGCUCGGGUUACGGAAAUGAAGUGCCAAGCUCAGCGAAAACACUCUUAAUAUUAAUUGUCGUCCUCAAAUAGAGCUCUUUCAUAGGAAAACUUGCUGCUCAAAUGAAGAGGGCUUGCCUGGCGGACCAGUUGUGUCAUCCUUCCUUGCCAUGGCAGCGCCCUAUUUUCCCACAUUCCUCCUCCUCAUCUUUGUGUCCUCUGUAGCCUUGUUGCUGCUUACCCUUCUGCCAACUGUCGCUCCGUCCCUCCCUUUAACUACCUCUUCUUUAUCUUCACGUUGGCCAUCCUGCGGUCCUGGUCAGUCUUGGGCGGUCCGGAUCCACCACAGCCUGCAUCACCAAGAGGAGGAUGACAGAGAGGGCCCAGUGCACCUGGAUGUGAUAGCUGACAGGGUAGCAGAGCAGGCAGGGCUGCAGAACCAGGGCCAGAUUGGAGAGCUGGAAGGCCACUAUUUGCUUUGCUCAACACAACCUGACAUUGAAUCUUUGGGAGGCAUCUGGAGACGGAGCAUCCAACCAGGUGAUGUUCUAGCAACACACCCUCAUGUGCUGUGGUUCUCCAAGGAGAGAGUGCUCAGUCGCUCAAAGAGGUCAUUGGCCUUCAACGACCCCAACUACCCCAAACAGUGGCACCUGCAUAAUAAAUUGAACAGAGGCAUGGAUAUCAAUGUCACAGGAGUGUGGGAGCACAACAUCACUGGUCAGGGGGUCACUGUUGUGGUUGUGGAUGAUGGUGUGCAGCACACCCACCAGGACAUUCAGCUCAACUAUAGCCCAGAGGGCAGUUAUGACCUGAACUCCAAUGACCCAGACCCGAUGCCUCACCCGGACCUCCACAGUGACAACCAUCAUGGGACUCGAUGUGCUGGGGAGAUUGCAGCCGUUCCCAACAACAGCUUCUGUGCUGUGGGGGUGGCCUACGGCAGCAAGGUGGCAGGCAUCAGAGUCCUGGAUGGGCCCCUGACAGACAGCUUAGAGGCCAUAGCCUUUAACAAGCACUACCAAAUAAAUGACAUCUACAGCUGCAGUUGGGGACCAGAUGAUGAUGGGCACACUGUGGAUGGACCUCACCCCCUGGGCAAGGCCGCGCUGCAGCACGGGGUGAUUGCAGGUCGACGAGGCUUCGGGAGCAUCUUUGUGGUUGCCAGUGGUAACGGUGGUCAGUAUGAUGACAACUGCAACUAUGACGGCUAUGCUAACUCUAUCUACACCAUCACAAUAGGAGCGGUCGAUGAGAAAGGUAAGAAGCCGUUCUAUGCAGAGGAUUGUGCAUCCAUGCUGGCGGUCACUUUCAGCAGCGGGGGGGCCACAUCAAGGAGCAUUGUGACCUCAGAUUGGUCACUGCAAAAGGGGACAGGCUGCACAGAGGGCCACACUGGCACAUCUGCUGCAGCCCCCCUGGCAGCAGGAAUGGUGGCCCUCAUGCUGCAGGUGCGACCCUGCCUGACCUGGAGGGACGUCCAGCAUAUCAUCACCUUCACUGCCACCCAGUGUGACACCACUGCUGACUGGGGAGUCAACGGAGCAGGUUUUCAUCACAGCCACCAGCAUGGCUUUGGUCUGCUCAAUGCAUGGAGACUUGUUAAUGCCGCCAAGGUGUGGGAAUUGGUGCCUUUCCUCGUGUCCUAUCAGAGCUCUGUAAUAAAGGAGGAUACGUCCAUUUUGACUCAUUCGGACGUUCUGGUCCGUACCUGGAAUGUCUCUGCAGCUGACCUCAAACCAUCUGGGAUGCAAACGCUGGAGCAUGUGGCCGUUACCGUGACAAUAACCCACCCCUGCCGUGGGAACUUGGAGAUCGUGCUGUCAUGUCCCAAUGGCCUGAGAUCCGUCAUCGGGGCUCGCAGGGCCAUCGACAGAGAUCCUUCAGGUUAUCAGGACUGGACUUUCUCCACUGUGCGCUGCUGGGGGGAGAAAGCUGAAGGCCAGUACACCCUCAGGAUUUCUGACCGCAAGGAUUUAUCUAUCGAUCAGUGCGCCGCUGUGGGAGUGCUGAAGCAUUGGAAGCUCACACUGUACGGUUCAUCUAUGACUUACAGUGAAGUGAAGGAGAGACAAAAGCUGGUGGAGGAGGCUAUGAGUGGCAAACAUCUGGAAAGCAGCUUCUCUCUGCCCUGUCCUCCAGGCUUAGAUAUCCCUCCAGAGAUCGUCAGCCCCUUCACCUCCAAGAACCUGAAGUUCCUACUUUUGCUCGGAUGUUUCGCGCUCUUUUGGUCUCUCUACUACAUCUUGGAUGUCACGCUCGGUCACGUGCACCUCAGAGGCCUCAUGUGUCUGCCGAGGAGACGGAGCCGCCACAGAGCUAGCUACAUUAGCAAAGGGAGAGGAGUGGAGGAGGCGGCUGAAUACAGAGACGAAUACAAGGACCAGGAGGACCAGGACUCAGGGGUGGAACUGCAGGGUGUGCUGGACUCCGAGGUCAAAGUUUCCCUCAUCAGACAACAGCUAGAGACGUAACAACGAGCCUGAACUUUCUCCGUCUCAGUGGGGUUGUCUCAGGCUUUUUUCCGCUCUGAUUGCACUCAUCUCUUGCAGUGAUGGUACUCAAACACCAAACUGCAGAUAAAUCAAUUGUGUCCCCCCCCCUAAAAAAAAAAAAAGUGGCCUUUUACAUCUGUUUCUUUGCUCUUCUUUCUAAACACAUGUCCUCACCAGGGCAGUAGGAACGUCUGUCGUGGGUUUUAACGUACUGUAGUUUAAACAUGGGUUUCAUUAACUGCAGGCGGCUUGUUAGGAUUUAACCUCCUAGUUUAAUGGCACCAGGUACAUGUUAGGAUGUGAAAGUUGCACCCAAAGAGAAAUUAAGUUUUCAGAUUUUGGCAGAAAUAACUGGAAUAAAAAGGAAAAAGGUUGUGUGCAAUAUUUAAGGUAAUGGAAGGUGUUUGUGUGUGCGCGUGUGUGCGAUGGGAGUGUUUGUACUUGUAACUUCCAGGGUCUUCCUUUUUAAAAAGUGGUUAUAUAAUACUACUUUUCACAGGGGUACACUUGUGUUUUUUUUUAAAGCUGAUCUAUUAUUUCAUCCUUCUGAUUUGUACAUAUGAAUAUUUUUUAUCUGUGGCUAACUGAGGAACAUCUGAUUAAAACUUGAAGUGGGAAUUUUCAAGUUUAGGACUUGCUUUUUGUAUUUUUUUAUAAAGUGUAAUCUAUCAAGGAUUUGUGCCUGCUGAACACAUUUGCUGUAUGACUGCAUCAUAGGGUUUUUACCAUCUUUACAGAAUGUAUUCAAUGCUGCUGGUGUUUUUAUAUAACUAUGAACACAUUUUUGGAGUGUAGCUGGAAGCUGUUUCGCUGUGCAAGUCAGUUUGUUUAAAUGAAAAUAAAUAAAACCUUGGUGGA